UUAAUGUGUGUUGUUGUGCGGGCGCCAUCAGGCAUUUGCCGGAAAUUUUUAAUCGUUUUUUAAGUUUUAACCGAUAUAAAAUAUGUAAAUUGUGAAUCCAAUUACAAGAAUCGGUUAAAAUAUGCAUAUAAUAUCUAUAAAGCAAGGACAUAAGAAGGAAAAUCUACACAAAUUUGAUAAAAUAUGCCGGAAAGAGAACAAUCUGUCUCUCCUGCUUCUUCUUUUAAAUGAGCAGCAGAGAUAGUUGAACACGGAGUGAAAGAGAGAGAAAGAAAGAGCGAACGAUAGGCUAGCCAUUUUGGUGUUGAUUGGAAAGUGGAAGCGUGGAAAAUUUGGUUGAAAACGCAUAAUUCCAUAUAUUGAAUUUGAUGUAAAUCAUAAAGCAUAUGUAAAAUCAUAAUACAAUUUUACAAAAUUUAUGCGCGAGUGUAUGUCGCUGUGUGUGUGUGUAUGUACAUGCAAAAUAUGUGAAAAAUCGAUUGGAAACUAACUGGAAGAUUGCUUCAUUGGAAAGUAAAGGCGCGCGGGGCGCCAAUUGUCAUUGCUAUCGAACACGAAGAAGAACAAGAACAAGAAGAAGCAGCGCAAACGGCACGCUCUGGCUACAAAAAAAAAAAAAAAUCUACUCAAUGAACGAGCAAUAAGAGAGAAGAACAAAAUAACAAUAAGUGCAAUAAAAACGAAAACAACACGAAAAAAAAACACUUUGAGUUGUGUGAGAGAUAAUGUGACCAAUAGGAGUUUUCAAAUUUUAAUAAUAAUAGUAUCCAAAAAGAAUCGUUCGACUGGAAUGAAACAUUUGCAUAUGCAGCACCAGCAGCAGCAGCCGUGUGGAUGAGAGCGAGAGAGAGGGCAGCUAAGGAGACGAAGAAGAAUGCGAUGGUGGCGCGGUGGCGGGUAGCAGCAGUAGCAGCAUUUAGAAACUUAUUGUAAAUUGAUUGACAAGCGGAGGAGCAGCAGCAGCGAACGCAAAAGCAAAGCAAAUGCGCAAAACAAAAAGGCAAAAAGAAGACCAAUCAACAACUGGCUAAAGGCUAAAGCGGCUGAGCGAGACAGAACUAGGCAAAAGGCAAAAAAGAGCAGGGUGCAAACGACAAAGAUAGAGCGAGAGAGAGCGAGCAAGAGCAAGCAAGAGCGCGAAAAAGUUGUUAAAAACGCGGGCACAAAAAUAUACCAGAAGCAGGCAGCAGCAGCAGGCACACACAUUUCUUUAUAUAACUAAUACACUAAAAAAACUCUUGAGAAACGGAAACAAAACAAACACGCCAAAAGUAAAAAAAAAGGAAAGAAACGAAAACGGGAAUCCGGGAGCAGAAGAGAAGAGCAAAAAAAAAAGUUAAUCCGCCAAAAUAAAUUGGUUUUUCUUCGAUUGUUUUUUUCUUUCUUUCUUUCUCUUCUUACUUCUUAAUGCGGCGCCAAACUGCAAACUGCAAUUAUUACUACUGAAACGAAAAUAAGACGACGACAACUUUGAUUGUUGUUCAGGCCCUGGCCAAAUAAUGGAACCAGAUCCCAAUGGGAUAAAAAUAGAGCCGACACUUGACCACCAUCAGCAACAGCAGUACGCCACUCAUGUCCUGGCCAUCAAUGGACCCAAUGCCCGUUUACUUAUCGAGCAUCCCUCAGCGCUGUUGGUACCCUUGUCGACGCAUCAUCAGCAACAGCUUCAGUUACAACAACAACAACAGCAGCAACAACAACAGCAACAACAUCAUCAUCAACAACAGCAACAGCAACAUUAUCACCUCCAGCAACAGCAACAGGAGCAACUGCAAUUUCAAAAUUCGCAAUUGCAACUUACCUUACCCGCCGCCUAUACAACAGCAGCAACAACAACAGCCGCACAACAGCAACAACAACAACAGCAGCAGCAACAAUUACAAUUAUCAUUGAAACAACAACCACCACCAACACCCUUGGGUCCCACAUCAAGUGUUAGUGCCAGUUCAGCCGCCUCCAUAUCAAUAACACAUCAGCAACGCUGGAACGAAAGUCCCGAGGCACGGAUACGCCGUCUGGCCAGAAAUGCUGAAAGGAUGCGCGAGCGACGACAACGUGAGAGCGAGGAUGAGUACCGUAAGCGUUUGGUACGCAACGCCGAAGCAAACCGCCAGCGACGACAAAACGAAUCUGAUAUCGAACGAGCCAUGCGUCUGGUUCGGAAUGCAGCACGUCAACGGCUGCGACGAGCGAUGGAAUCACCGGAUCAGAGGGCCAAACGUUUGGCCAAACUGGCCGAGCGUAUGCGCAUGUAUCGUGCCAGCGAAACGAGCGAUCAGCGUAAAGUCCGUCUGGCCGAAAUGGCAGCCCGGGCGAGACAGAGGAUUGCCAACGAAUCGGUGGAGGAGCGUAAGGAUCGGCUGAGAAAGCUGAACGACUAUGCCAAAAAGGUCAGAGAAAAGAAAAAGAUCAUUAAGGGUCAUGGCAGUGGCACGGGCAUAACAACCGUAAAUGCAUCUGCAUCAACGUCAUCAGCAGCAGCAACCACUACGGCACAGCAGCAGACAGCACUAAAUCACAAUCAGGCGACGCCACCAACGCCGCCAACAGGUGGCAGCAGCAAUGAUACAACAACGACGACAGCAGCAGCAGCAGCGGCGGCGGCAGCAGCAGCAGCUGCCUAUCAGCAACAUCAAGCCCUAACGGGUGUCGAGUAUAUGGGUCAAAAUAUGUUUCUAACACGUCCGCCUCCCAUGCAAUUAAAACAGGAGCCGCUAACACAGACGCAACAGCAGCAGCAGCAACAACAAAUGCAACAGCAGCUCCAGCAACAGCAACGUUAUCAGCAACAACAGCAACAACAACAGCAGCAGCAGCAACAGGUGGCCGUUCUGGAUGCAGCCACAGGUGAACCAGGCAGCAUUUUUGUACAACAAAUCUAUGGCGGCGAUACGACAGAGCCCACUGUGGUGGGCAAGGCGACAACGAAAUUACUACAGGCGGCUCAUGUACCGCAUUUUAGUAUCGCCAGUCCAUUGGAAUUGUAUCAUCAGCACAAAUACGCCGCCAAGAAGCAGGACCUUCAGUCGGGAGGAGGAAAUGGCAACAGUGAGACCUCAACAACGGCGACGACGUCAGCAAAUGACAACAGCGGGUCUGUUAGUCUCACCCAAAAUGAGGCCAAGGUCAUUGUGACAGCCGACCAACAGCAGCAGCAUCAGCAGAAAGUACUCAAGACAACAACCGGACACGGCGCACCAUUGUACAAUCAGUUUCCCUCCUAUUUGGCCACAUUUCCGGCGAAUACAACAAGUACAGUGGGCGGCACCACAACAUCAUCGGCGAGUGUGGUGACAGGCGGUGGAGGUGGUGCAGGAGGAGCCGUCACCACUGGCACGGCCACUUAUUAUCCCAUGUAUCAUAAUGGCUUCCAAAUUGGCAUCGGGCCGAAUGUUGUACCGCCGCCAUUUACCCCGGUGCACUUUACGAAUGCCAGUGGUGGCAAUAGUCCCACAACAGCGGGAGGAGCAACCACCACCGGGCAAUAUAAUAUCCUAACGGCGGCAGCUACAAAUCCCACGUUAACGGUCAGCGGGCUAGUGCAACCGCAACAGGAGCAAAUUCUCCAUACCGUUUCAGCGGGUCGGGGCAGGCCCCGGAAAAUAAGCGUUGUACAGCACGAGGAUCAUCUGAAGGCCAAUACAUUACUCGAACAGGAGUUGAAUCAAAUGCUAUCCGGUCCACAGCUGGGCGGCGGUACACAGCGGCGUGGACGUAUUCAUGCACAGGAACUGGACGAUGGGCACAUACAUGUACAUUCCACAACGGGUGCCGACAUUGGAGGCGGAUCGAACCCAUCCACGCCGCGACGCACUGGCGUCAACAAAUACGAAACGGAGGACGAGAAACGUAUACGGCUGGACAAGAUGGCCGCCCAUCAGCGUGCCGUUCGAGCGAAUGAAUCGCCCGAGCAGCGGGCAAUACGACUGCAAAAAUUGAGUGAACGAGCGCGACUGAAACGUGCCCAGAUCCGAGCUACCGAGAAUAAUGAUGAGCGCAAGGAGCGAUUAUCUAAACAAGCGGAAUAUGCUCGACUGCGGCGCAUGCGUAGUCAUACGCCGCGCAGUACAAGUAGUACGGCCAGCGCCGAAUUCCGUGCCAAAACGGAGGAGGAGCCCAGUCCGGAGCAGUUGUAUGAGAACGAUGCCGGCGGCGGUGAUAGCUUUGUCACAGUGUCCGUGAAAACGGACUCUCAACUGGAUGGCGAUGGUUCCAACGAUCAGCAAUUGUCCGCUUUGCAUUUGCAACAGCAUGAGUUGCAGCAGAUCACCGGUAGCAUCCAGCAGCCCCAUCAUGAGGCCAUUGUGCUCAAUCAGCAGCAUCGUUUGAUAUCCCUCAGUCAGCAUCAUCAGCAACAGCAGCAGCAGCAGCAACAACAACAGCAGCAGCAGCAGCAGGGCUAUGGCAAACAACUUCACACGACCACCUCAACGGCAGCAGGAGCUCCACCUGGUUCUGGUGGCGGCAAUGCAACCGGUGCACCCGAAAAUAAUGAUAUGCUUAAGAUACUCGAGCCAAUCAUUGUGAUGAAGACCAAAUGAGAAUCGAGAAGGCGUCACAGCCGGCCAACAAUAAUUCGCUAGCCCCCGCCUACCGCCUGCUCCAUGGGCAUCCAGUUAAUAGAUUCCCCAUAUAAAAGCAUACAUAUACAAAUAGAAGACAUCCGAGUAAAGGGCAAUGUAUAGGAUAUAUAUAUAUAUAUAUAUAUGUCAUAACUAAUCCUACGUUUCAAUACCCUUGCAGCAUGUUGAUCUAUAUUUUAUAGAUGGGUACGAUGGGGGAGUUGGACUCUUUAACGCACAAUGUAAAGUAUAUAUAUGCUAUAUUUGUCUAUCCGUCUGUCUGUUUGUCGAUGUCACUUUUAGUUUUCGACCUAUCUGACUGAAUGUUGAAACAUUAUAGAUAUAGAUAUAGCAAUCGGUCGAAUUGAUAAACUCCUCUUCCCCCUACCCAUCAACCUCAACCUCAAUACCAAGCGCAAAAGUAAUUGGUAAAACUUAUUUAAGGGAUCGGCGAACUGCUAGAGUGUAUAUAUAUAUCAUUUUAUAUAACU
Molecule: messenger RNA, 5053 nt
Organism: Drosophila willistoni
Lineage: Eukaryota; Metazoa; Arthropoda; Insecta; Diptera; Drosophilidae
Exons: 3
Coding region: 1500-4541 (1013 amino acids)
Source: RefSeq, a predicted model, not a curated record